GUAUUUAUCAGCUGGUCACUGUUGAUCACGUUUUUGUUUCAAUCCACCAUCUAACACAGGUACAUUUCAUUUCAAUAAUUUAAUUCCUACCUAUUAUCAACAUCAUAAAAAAUAAAGUAUUUAUGCAAUUAAGUACUUGAAAUAAUAAUAAAUAAUUGAAGUGACUGUGAAUAAAUAAAAGCAUCGUAAUAAUGUGGGAUCAAUCACGAAACGAGGGCGAAGGCGGCGGUGGUUUCAUGGACGAGAGCUACAGCACGAUAGCUGCUCAACCUGAUCGUGGAGAAGCGAAACGCAGCAAUAAUGUCGUGCCCAUGAUGAUCGGUCACCUCAUCAAAAGUUCAAAGAAAUCUAAAACCAUCUGGGGAACAAACGUCAACGUCGUUUGUAUUGUUGCUGUUGUUAAAGACAUCCAGUCACAGACAACUAAAAUAGGAUAUGAACUUGAAGACGAGACUGGUAAAAUAAUGGCCUACAAAUGGCUAGAAGCUGAAAGUGUUGUUCCUGAAGGAAUAACACAAGAUUGUUAUGCCAAAGUCUACGGUACUUUACGAGAGCAAGGAGCUGACAUGACGACUCAUAUAUUUGUUAUGAAAAUACUGCCUGUUAAAAAAUACGCUGAAGUAUUUUCUCAUUUGCUGGAAGUUGCCUUGAUUGCUAUUAGGAUGAAAAAUUCAAAUAAUUGUUUACAAGGCGGCAAAGUUGAAAUGCCAACUGGCAACAAUGACGACGAAGAUGAUGAUGUCUGUCAUGGUUUAACCAACGAACAAAAAGUUAUUUAUAAAAUAAUUAAGAGAAAUGAUACUGAGAAUGGUAUUGAACGCGGUGAUUUAAAAUCACAGGUACCCGGUAAUUUAAAACCUAAAGUUGAUUUAAUUUUAGAAUUCUUGGCCUCAGAAGGUCAUAUUUAUACAACGCGUAAUGAUGAUUAUUUCAAAGCUACUUAAUAUUUUUUUCUACGUUAUUUUUCAAUAGAUUAUUUAAUUUUGAUUGUGUUUAAGAAAGUAAAUGAUUUUGAAUUUUAUAAAAUAAAUUCUUCAUAAUAAAUAAAUAAAUAAAAUAUAAAUCUUUAAAUAAAUGUUGAGCGUAAUUUUUAAUUUGCAUGACAAAUCAAGUGUUACAAUUUUUAGUAAUAAGAAUCAGAGUUUACUGAGAAGGGAUCAAAGUAGCGCUUAUAAUUCAUCUGUCAAAGUAAUCACUAAUGUCAGCAUUUAAAACUCACGACCUCACAACUUAAACAUGAGCUCAUUUCAUACAUUGUCAUUUUUUAUUUUUAAAUCUAUACUUUUAUUGCUGGUAUUUUUGUAAUAAGUAAAAAAAAUUAAGUUUCGUUAAGUCAAUAGUUAACAUUCCAUUACAAUACAAACAAUUUUUACUUGUAAUUUUUUAUUAGCUAAAUAAUUUGUAAGAAAAUAUAAAUAAAGUUGAUAAUCUUUAUUUGCA
Microplitis mediator is the source of this 1440-nucleotide messenger RNA. RefSeq names its product replication protein A 32 kDa subunit-B (gene RPA2). Gene Ontology annotation, cellular component: chromosome, telomeric region; DNA replication factor A complex; site of double-strand break. Gene Ontology annotation, biological process: nucleotide-excision repair; DNA replication; double-strand break repair via homologous recombination. The record is from RefSeq and is a predicted model, not a curated record. Lineage: Eukaryota; Metazoa; Arthropoda; Insecta; Hymenoptera; Braconidae. The transcript has 2 exons. The coding region runs from base 192 to 944 and encodes 250 amino acids.